Molecule: messenger RNA, 919 nt
Organism: Benincasa hispida (wax gourd)
Lineage: Eukaryota; Viridiplantae; Streptophyta; Magnoliopsida; Cucurbitales; Cucurbitaceae
Source: RefSeq, a predicted model, not a curated record
UAUUCUUUUAGUUCUAAAGGUGUAAUUCAUCAGUUUUCAUAUGUUGCUCUCCCUAAACAGAACUCUGUUAUGGAAAGAAAUCAUCAUCGCUUACUUAAUACUUGCCAAACACCUUAUGCUCGAUGGUAUGGCAAGAUUCCUGAUUAUUCUAUGAUGAGAUCAUUUGGUUGCUUGUGCUUUGCUUCUACUUUGCAUCUCAAAGAACAAAAUUUCAGCCUCGAGCUAUUCCAGCUGUGUUUAUUGGUUAUCCUGCCGCUUUCAGCAUCAUAUAAACCUCAGUUUUUAAUCAAGGUGUCAAGUUUACACAUUGGCAAAAGGCAAAGGAUUCUGAUUAGUUGCUAUGGAGGCGAAUCAUACUUGGUUUGUUGUUCCACUUCCUUCAAACCAACAUUCCAUUGGAUACAAGUGGGUUUAUAAGGAACACGAACUUGCUGACUGGACUAAAGCAGAGGAUCUGGCAAAGUCAGGAGACAUAGCCGAUGUGGAAGUAAUAAGCUCGAGUACUCGAGGUUUUGUUGUAUCAUUUGGCUCCCUAAUAGGAUUUAUGACCUGGAAACAAAGUACGAGAGGUAAAUUGCAUGACCCUAAAUUUUACACCAAUUCAUCCUUACUAGUGGACUUGAUUGAUGCACUUGAUCGGCUUUGUACUGUUGAAGGCGACAUAUUUGGCGUCCCUAAAGAAAAUUUGGAAAGCAUAAUUGGUGCCACCAUAGGUUCUUACCUUAAGUUGCUCUCUAGUGAGAAGGCUAGACUUGAAGAAUUAAACAGACUUGUGUACCUUGCCAAAAGAUAUAGCUCAUGUUCACAAGUCUUGGUAGUUGUAGCUGAUUAUUUGGAUUUUAUUUAUGGUAUUUUGGUUAAUGGAAUACCGUAUGUGCGACAGCUUGUGAUUAUGUGCUUCACAUGGCUCAAAGGGUGA